ACGCCCACGUUAGAGAAAUAGAGUUACUCCCCUUAAACGACUCUUUUGAAUCAAAAGACUAAUGAAGUGAACUCUCCAUGUUUCCCGCAAAAUAUAAAUUUAUUAGCAAAAUAAGAAAAUUGUGUACUUAACAAAGUCAACAAUGAAGACAAGUCGCUUGAAAAAAGUUUCUGUUACAUUUGCUGGUGAUGAUAAUGUUGUUCAACAUAUAGUUCCUCUUGAAGAGAAAAAAACAACGAGAAAAAAGCACAGAAGUCAGACCUACAGUAGUGGAAUAGAAGGCAAAAGAAAGAAAUCAAAAGAUGCACAGAUCAGUGAAGAAAGUAGUGGUGAUGAUGAUGUACUUGUUACGCCUUGUACAUUGGAGGCAGAUGAGGGUCUUAUGCUUGGAAGUGAAGUGUUUAAUUUUAGGACACCUAAAAAGUCUGGUCAAAUGGCACUGAAAGCUUCUGAAGUUAAAACACCCAAAAGUGUAGACGUCAGUAGUAAAAGCACCCCAGUUAAAACUCCAAAAUCCAAAGGAACGACUCCAGGAAAAAAACGAGUUAUGAAAGAAGCUCAAACUCCAAACAAAACCGACCGAAAUAACAGACGUCCAGAGGCAACAACACCAUAUAGAUUACGCAAAAGAAAUAUUGAUGGUGACACUUCAUCUGAUGACAGUAUAACAAGUGAAAGUGAUUCAGAUGACUCCAACAUUUCUGACAAACCUUCCAAGAUAAAUCAAAAACAGACUUCAUCUAGAAGGAAAAAUAUACCUACUGAAGAAAUGACGACAAAUGCUGAGGAUUAUUUUGACAUUCAUUCAGGAGGUGCUAUAACUUCUGAUAGAACUUUAUCUAAGCUAGAAACACCUAGAUUAGAUCAUGAAGCCCUGAAUAAACUUCUAAUAAAUGUGUCUACAAGUCAUCCUAUACAAUCUAAAGAAAUGAUAGAAGAUCAUGCUGUUCAAUUCUCUAGAUGGAUGUUUAAUAUGUGCAAUGGUUUUAAUGUAUUACUAUAUGGACUAGGAUCUAAAAGAGCAUUAUUAGAAGAAUUUAGAAAGUCUCAUAUAGCUGAUUUUAAUCAUGUUGUCGUUAAUGGAUAUUUUCCUAGUUUAACCAUUAAACAUGUAAGUACAUGUAUAAUGAAUUUGUAUAUACCGGUAUACAAGAGUUCUUUACAAAAUUUUAUGUAUAGUUAAUUGGGACUAAAAAGUGCAACCCACUUCCCUAGCUGUGUGAACCUAACAAUCAAAUGAGAAGUAGUGUCAGGUGUUCCAGAAAGUGGGAGCCACGGUUGCUAAGAUAGAAAGUUCAACAGGAUUUUCCGGCAUGGUUUCUCUUGUCAGUGGUGCAAGACAGAGGGCCUGACAAGGACAGCUGUCUAGUCGUUCGGAUGGAAUGGAAAACCGCAGUCCUGUGUACACAUUGGUGUGCACGUGAAAGAUCCCCUGGCAGUUGGAAUUCGUUAUAAGAGUAGGCCGUAUUGCCGCUGUCCGUGCA
This is a messenger RNA of Patella vulgata (common limpet), 1484 nucleotides long. RefSeq names its product origin recognition complex subunit 2. The transcript has 8 exons. The record is from RefSeq and is a predicted model, not a curated record. Gene Ontology annotation, cellular component: nucleus; nuclear origin of replication recognition complex. Lineage: Eukaryota; Metazoa; Mollusca; Gastropoda; Patellidae. Bases 143 to 1183 code for a protein of 346 amino acids. Gene Ontology annotation, molecular function: DNA replication origin binding. Gene Ontology annotation, biological process: DNA replication.